Messenger RNA from Chara braunii, 2723 nucleotides. Lineage: Eukaryota; Viridiplantae; Streptophyta; Charophyceae; Charales; Characeae. The record is from the annotation of a GenBank genome assembly.
GCGGAACCAGAAGGAUCUGCACGAGGAUGCUAUGCGGGUACACCAUUCUUGUGUACAGGACUUGGAGCAAGCAGCACCAGGACCAAAUGUUGCCGAACCCAGCAGUGCAGCUUCAACCUGCCAAUUGGAGCAACGAGUUUAUCAUGUAGUUGCAAUGCUCGGCGACAUAAGCACCUUCGCCGCACCAGCCACCAUGAGCGAGCAACUCGACACCUUGAAGACCGAGGUUCGGCAACCUUACCAGCCGCUCGACAACGAUGGCAGCACCAGUGCAUUGCGGGCAUACAAAAUGUCGACGUUCCAGAUCGAGAAGUUUGAUGACUAUACGCAUCAGGACCCAGUCGUCUGGUGGCAAGGCUUUACAACGGAGAUUGGGAUUCAUGAGGUCCCGAAUCACUUGUACAUCUCGGUGGUGUUUCUCAACGCCAAGGGCGAUGCCAGAUCUGGCUUAGCCACAUGGCAAUCACUUGUACAUCUCGGCGGUGUUCCUCAACGCCAAGGGCGAUGCCAGAUCUGGCUCAGCCACAUGGCAACCAUCCACGACGUCCAGGUCUCCGACCUGCAUAAGAAGAUCUCUUGGGACGAUAUGAAGCGAUUCAUUGUGGACGACGCCCCGACGCUCGCCAUCAACCGCCUCUUCGCCAUGACUCAAGGCAAACACCGACCCGCGAUUGGCUCAUCGAAUGGCAGAAGAUCGUGGCAACACCCGAUCUUGAGCUGCCAUUUUUGCAUUUGCUCCGGGACUGCCCUGGCGUGGAUGGAACAUCUGAACGCAGCUGUCCUGGUGUGGGUGGCGUACAUCAAUACAUCUGUUCCGGCACAGAUGUCCUGGCAGUGGCAGCUGUCCUGGCUGUCGUAUGGCACAUGCGAAUACAGCUGUCCGGGCAGUGGCAUGGAACAUGUGAAUAGGGUUGAUAGCCAAAUCCUAGUAGAGAGCAGAGCUACAGGCUUGGUCAACAACUGCUUUUCCAUAUUCAGCUUGAACGGAGCGGAUAAUGGGGGCGUAGGCGGAUCUGCUUGAGGGCUCUUUGUGGUUAAUGGCCGGCCCUCUCAUGGGACUCUGAUUUCGAGAAUCUCCUCUGUUUUUGUCUGAGACAGAGGGGGUGUCAUUUGAGGCUUUCUGCCAUGUCUUUACAGUGCUGGAGCUGGUGAGGAUUGGGUCUCGUCAUUGCAGUAAAUUAGAAGCAAUACUGGUCCUUCAAGGGAGUCCAGAGCUGUGGUAACCUGAGGCGUUUCUUGGGCAUGCAUGUUAUGCAGUGAUCGUGGUGUCAAUUGCCGAAUAGGAGUUUGGACUCUGGAGUGUGAUGCAAUUUGUAAAGAUUGAUGGUGGAAUGUGGAGCAUUCAAAUUCUGCUUGGUCUGUCUUAUUGGAGGCAUGGGCACGGCCAGCAUCUGCUGCUGAAGGUCAAAAUAUUCAAUACUGGACCGGGUCCGUGCUAAUUUGGUUGCAAAUUGCAAGUAUGGUUGGUGACAAGGCUGUUUGCAGCUGUGGCUGCAGCUGCAGCAAGUACUUAGGCGUAGGGAAGGUGCAACUCAUGUAAUGUAUGAUUGUUCCUUCUCGUUGUAUUGCUGCUACAUGGACCAACCACCUGCUACAUGGACCAACCAGGUGGUACCUGUCACUGUCUAGCUUCGGAACAAGUGGCCAUCUUUCUGGUCCAGAUUUGCCAGGCAGUCGAGUGUAUGGAUCAGGUUGCAACAUUAGGAUCUUUUCUCCCCAAAGGGUGCAUGCAGUCAUGUCAUUUUCCGCAGAAUCAACUGCAUCUGGUCUUGAAAUGUGUUCUCAUUGCUGUGGCGAUUUUGGGGAUUUGAAGGCCUCUGAGAAUUCUGGAGUGUUUGAUGACAGGUGGUGGUGUGUGUGACCUUUGUGACGCGUUAUGAUUGGGGUAGGGUCAGACGGAACGGGUGAUGACAGGUGGUGGUUUGUUCGAGUGUUAUAUGGCUUUUGUGACCCAUUCUGAUUGGGGUAGGGUUGGAACGGGUGACAUGGGGUGUCCUCUUCUUGAGCCUGGUUGGUUUGGACCCUUGUUGGUAUGUGUGGGUUUUUCCAUGGAGUGGUGUGCUGGAUGUGACAUGACGUGAUUUGUAUGAAUGGGGGCUGUAGCAGUUCUGGUCUUUUCAUGGGCUCUAGUUCUUUUCGGUUGCCUUAUAUGUAUGUAUAGGUUGGGAAUGUGUUUGACACUUUUUUGCAGAGCUUGUCAUCUGGACAAGGUCUGCACCGGGUUCAUAGACUGGUGGGUUUGGACUGUUGGUUGUAUGUGUGGGUUUAUCCGUGGAAGGUUGUUCUAGAUGUGACAUGAUAUAUGUUUGAACUUUGAAUCGACUGUUAUGGUCUUUUCUUGGUCUCUAGUUUUUGGUUGCAUCAUAGAUGUAUAGAUUGGGCAUGUUCCGACGUUGAUCUGUGUGGGUGGUCCCCAUUUCUCUUGGCAUUGUUCCCUCCUGAGAAUGUCAGCGGUGUCUCUGUACUGGGGCUCUUGGAUGGAAACAGGUGGGCUGGUGGCUGGUUAAAUUUUGAAUUUUCACUUCUAGACGAUGAGAAGAGCUAAACACACUCAAGAGAGGAGUAUCUCUAUUUCCUGCCUUUCAAGUCCCUUCCCAUGGUCAAAUUGUUUGUUUGUUUGUUUGUUCAUGUGUGCAUGUAUCACUGAAACUCUGGUGUAUACCACUUUCUUGUCUCCCCUGCCCGAGCAGGCACUCAUUUUGCAAUGAAUGCCUUAUAAGAGA